AAAUACAAAAAACCAAAAAAAAGAUGGGUAGUUUUCGCUUGUAUGGCCUUCUGUUGGUGUCCUUGCAACUCUUUUACGUGCUAACUUCAACUGCUACGAUCAAAGUUGUAGCUACUGCAACCUUUGAUUAUAAUGAUGCACUCGACAAGAGCUUAUUGUUUUUCGAGGCACAGAGAUCCGGUAGUCUCCCCGUGAAUCGACGAGUUACAUGGCGCGGAGAUUCUGGCCUUAAUGAUGGUUUUUCAGAACAAGCGGACUUAGUAGGAGGAUACUAUGAUGCAGGGGAUCAUGUGAAGUUCGGGCUUCCAAUGGCGUAUAGCGUGACGCUUAUUUCAUGGGCAGCUAUUGAUUUUAGGAAAGAAAUCUUAGCUGCUAACCAGAUGGAUUAUACCCUCGAAACCAUUCGAUGGGGAACUGAUUACUUUCUCAAGGCACAUUGUGACAAAAAUGUUCUUUGGGCUCAGGUAGGAGACGGAGAAGCAGAUCAUAGUUGUUGGCAGCGUGCUGAAGAAAUGACAACACCAAGAAUAGCAUAUCGUCUUGAUUCUAGUCAUCCUGGUUCUGAUGUUGCUGGUGAAACUGCCGCGGCUUUGGCUGCUGCUUCCUUAGCCUUUCGGUCUCACAAUUCUUCCUACUCUACUCUUCUCCUGCGUCAUGCCAAAGAGAUUUUCUCGUUUGCUGAUACAUUUAGGGGCGUGUAUGAUGAUUCCUAUCCAGAUGCUGAAACAUUCUAUCCUUCAUCAGGAUAUUCGGAUGAACUCUUGUGGGCAGCUGCUUGGUUGUACCGAGCCACGAAUAACGACUACUACCUGCAGUAUGCAUCUUACAAUGCAGCUAGUUUAGGUGGAACAGGAAAUUCGGUCAAAAUGUUCUCUUGGGAUAACAAGUAUGCUGGCUUACAGAUCCUUCUAGCAAAGGUUCUGUUGGAUGGAGAUGGUCAAUCAUACACUGACACUUUAACGCAGUACAAAGCCAGAGCAGAUUUCUUUGUUUGCGCUUAUUUGCAGAAAAACAAUGGGGACAAUGUUCCCAUGACUCCAGGAGGGCUAGCAUUCCUACUCGCGUCAAACAAUUUGCAGUACGCGGCCUCAGCCUCUUUCCUUUUAGCCAUCUAUUCUGAUUAUCUGUCAGGAUCAAGCUCUGUGAUUGACUGUCCAGAUGGUAAAGUACAGCCUCAAGAUCUCCUCAACUUUGCAAAGUCACAGGCUGAUUAUAUACUUGGGGAGAAUCCUCAAUCAAUGAGUUACUUAAUAGGAUAUGGAACCAAUUAUCCUCAAAAGGCUCACCAUAGAGGUUCUUCUAUCCCCUCAAUGAAUGAACUUAGCAGCAGGUUGGAAUGUUCACAAGGGUUCGAUGAAUGGUAUAAAAACUGGGGCCCGAACCCAAACAUCCUGUAUGGAGGUCUAGUUGGAGGGCCUGAUAGCAGUGACUGCUUCACUGACGACCGAGAUAACUACGACCAGAGUGAACCUACUCUCACUGCUGGCGCUCCUCUAAUAGGCCUUUUCUCCAAGCUGCACAGUGUGUGUUCCCCAAGUCCUCCUUCAGGUUACUAUGAUUCCCCUAAAACACCACUAAAGUCUUCUCCUGCAUACACACCAGGGACACCAUCUAUACCGAAGGAACCAUCAACAGGCGAAGUUCCUCUGUAUCCUCCGAACCAACCAACAGAAACUCCUCUUCAGAGUACAUCAGUGGAGGAUCCUGCAGCACCAGCACCCGCGCCAAAUUCUGACUACAAUAUGGAUUCACCAGCUUCCAGCCCAGGAAUAGCGGAUUAUGUCUUGGUUAAUCAGCCACUAAAUACAGCACCAUCAGCGCGUGGAGGCGGCAUUCAGUACUUUGUUCUGAGAGCAAUGCUAUUCUUAGUGCCCCUCCUUGCAAUCCUAUAAGUCACUAUAUGAGCUAAUUAGAUUAGUACAUAUAUGCAGCCUUUGAUUUCUAGCAAUUUUUUAUUUAUAACUGUGAGUUAUUUGAUUGUCAGAGACAUCAGUUAAUCCUAAUGUACUUGAUUGAUGAACUCUGAAAAUUCAGAGUGGCAGCCCAAAUUGUGGUUUGCCCUUCUAUGUAAUGGCUACUAAUAGUGCAACUAUGAAGCAAAUGAGAUUGUUGUUCUUAUCAUCUACAGAGUAUAUAGUUCGAAAAUAAA
This is a messenger RNA of Spinacia oleracea (spinach), 2149 nucleotides long. Its product is annotated as endoglucanase 5-like. Gene Ontology annotation, molecular function: hydrolase activity, hydrolyzing O-glycosyl compounds. The transcript has 13 exons. NCBI's taxonomy places the organism in Eukaryota, Viridiplantae, Streptophyta, Magnoliopsida, Caryophyllales, Amaranthaceae. The record is from RefSeq and is a predicted model, not a curated record. Gene Ontology annotation, biological process: carbohydrate metabolic process. The coding region runs from base 24 to 1892 and encodes 622 amino acids.